Messenger RNA from Suillus subaureus, 2154 nucleotides. RefSeq lists its product as uncharacterized. Gene Ontology annotation, molecular function: RNA binding. Lineage: Eukaryota; Fungi; Basidiomycota; Agaricomycetes; Boletales; Suillaceae. The transcript is spliced from 6 exons. The coding region runs from base 1 to 2154 and encodes 717 amino acids. The record is from RefSeq and is a predicted model, not a curated record.
AUGGCGACGUCACUCGGGAAACGCAGGCAAAGAGAAGAAGACGCACAACCCUCAUCACUACCACACGGGUCCACACUAUUUGUAUCCAACCUCCCUUAUGACGCAACAUCCACCGACCUACAAACAACAUUCUCAGACCUAGCACCCGUGCGCUACGCCUUUGUUGUAUCCAAGAAAGGAUCUGGGGAAUCCAAAGGUUUUGGUUAUGUAUCCUUUUCUAUUAAGGAGGAUGCGCAAACUGCUUUCGAUACCGUAUCGACUGAGGGGAUCGAGAUCAAUAGGAGAAAGUUGAGGGUCAAGUGGGCGGAUAAGAAGAUGGAUAAGGACAAAUUUGAAAGCUCGAAGGAGCGCGUUGAAAAGGACAAAUUUAGAAGCCCGAAGGAGCACGUCGCAAAGGAGAAGAAGGGGGAGGCGAAAAAUCAAGAGGUGAUAAAGCAAAAGGCGAUAAAGCAGAAAGUGAUAAAGCAGGAGGCAAAAAAACGCGAGCAGGAAGUACAAAAGCAGGAGGAAAAGGUGGAGCUUGAAGAUGUCAAUGCGAGUGACGCCGAAUCAGGUAACGUUGAAGAGGGUGAUGUCGGGAUGGACAAUGUUGAAGAUAGUGAAGCUGAGCUGAGUGGUGCUGAAGACGAAGAUGAGCAGUUGGGUCUUCAUGAAGACGAGCACAGCGACGAGGACGAGGACGAAGACAUCGAAGAUGACGACGAGCAAGAAGCCAUAAGUAUUGAACAUCAUCGACGUCCCAUGAAACCUCAGCUACCUCAAACGGACACAGGUACCACACUCUUCAUCCGCAAUAUCCCUUUCAUUGCUACAGAGGACGAACUACGGGCACUAUUCCGCACAUUUGGGGCUCUACGGUAUGCUCGAAUCACCGUCGAACCAGGCACCGAACGUUCGCGAGGUACCGGUUUCGUUUGCUUCUGGAAUAAAGAGGUCGCCGACAAGGUGAUCGAGCAAAGCGAGAUUUUGCGCGCCGAAACCAUGGGCUCGCAGCAACCAACAAAAAACCCAUUUACCCUGCCGUCCAUCUUAACACCUGAUCCAUCUUCAGGCGUGGCUAAAAGCCUUGUACUUCAUGGUCGCACUUUAGACGUCGUGAGAGCUGUCACGCGGGAUCAAGCAGGUAAGCUGAAGGAUGAAGGCGAGAGAAGACGAGAGAAGGCAGAUAAGAGAAAUCUUUACUUGUUGCGAGAGGGAGGUAAGGUUGACUUUAUUGUCAUCCCUGUUAUCUUUGUAAACCAGAAUUCUCCAGUCAUCUUGCCCAAUACGCCAGCUGCCAGCACCAUACCACCUAUUGAACUGGAGAAGCGGACUAAUUCAUUCACUGCCCGCCGCACGAUGUUGCGAACAAAUCCUUCCUUAUACGUAUCAAAGACUCGACUCAGCGUUCGCCAGAUACCCCUAUUCGUUACUGAGCGGACUCUCAAACGCCUCGCCCUCCACGCUCUUCGCGCAUUCAAAGAUGAAGUCCAAAAGGGUGAACGCGACGGUCUGACCCCCGAAGAGCUGGAAGAGGCUACCAGGGAAUCCGAUGAGCCAGGCGACUCCAGCAUGAAACCGAAGGUCGGGAAACGAUCGCAGGGAAGCAAAUCCAAAGGUGUCAAGCAAACCAAAAUCGUGCGUCAACAUGAACGGGUAGAUCCUGUCACAGGAAAAGGCCGCAGCAAAGGUUACGGAUUUAUCGAGAUGCCGCGGCAUGCGGAUGCGCUACGCGUUCUUCGGUGGGCCAACAACAACCCUGCUGUCGCGCCACUUCUGAGCACCUGGUGGAAAGAAGAGCUCGGAGACCUGAUCAAGCUCGAGAAGGGAAAGGGGGAUCCUGAUGAAGCUAGACUGAAACGGAUGAAAGAUGAGCUAGAAGGCCAGGUGAAAACACCUAAGGGUACGCUUAUUGUGGAAUUCUCCAUAGAAAACGUGCAGGUCGUCCAGCGAAGAGCGAACCAGAACAAGGAAAAACCGACAGCAUUUACACGCGUCACAAAAAGCCACGGUGAAACAUCUCAAGAACCGCCUAUCAAGAAACGACGCGUUGCGGCUGAUGAAACACCAGCGAAGCCUGUGAGAGAAGAACAUGCUAAUGAUGGUCAGAGUAUCGGUGCAGUUAUCGGUAGAAAGAGGAGGGAGCGUAAAGCUGCCAAGAAGGGCGGAAAGUAG